Monopterus albus (swamp eel) is the source of this 2209-nucleotide messenger RNA. RefSeq names its product capping actin protein of muscle Z-line subunit alpha 1b (gene capza1b). Gene Ontology annotation, biological process: barbed-end actin filament capping; actin cytoskeleton organization. Bases 65 to 925 code for a protein of 286 amino acids. The record is from RefSeq and is a predicted model, not a curated record. Gene Ontology annotation, molecular function: actin filament binding. NCBI's taxonomy places the organism in Eukaryota, Metazoa, Chordata, Actinopteri, Synbranchiformes, Synbranchidae. The transcript has 10 exons. Gene Ontology annotation, cellular component: cortical cytoskeleton; F-actin capping protein complex.
UGAAUGACAGCCACCGUGCUGGUUCUGUCAGUCAGCUGGGUAGGUGGGGUCACAAAGCGCCAAGAUGGCUGACUUUGAGGAGCCGCUGUCAGACGAAGAGAAGGUUCGCAUAGCAGCCAAUUUUGUAACUCAUGCCCCUCCGGGAGAGUUCAAUGAGGUUUUUAAUGAUGUGCGGCUUCUUCUUAACAAUGACAACCUCCUUAGGGAGGGUGCUUCACACUCCUUUGCCCAGUACAACAUGGAUCAGUUUACUCCUGCCAAACUAGAGGGCUACGAUGAGCCGGUCCUGAUCACAGAGCAUGGUGACUUGGGUCAGGGGCGUUUCCUGGACCCCCGCAACCAUUUAUCGUUCCGCUUUGACCACCUAAGAAAAGAGGUGAGCGAUGUGCAGCAAUAUGAGGGAGAGACGGCCUUGAGAAGCUGGCGAGAUGCCUGUGAUGCAGCCCUUAGUGCCUACGUCAAAGAGCACUACCCCACUGGAGUAUGCACAGUAUAUGGGAAAACAGUUGAUGGUCAGCAAACUAUCAUAGCCUGCAUUGAGGGACAUCAGUUUCAACCCAAAAACUUCUGGAAUGGUCGCUGUAGAUCAGAGUGGAAGCUCACCAUUGGCCAGUCCACUGCUCAGGUGGUAGGAGUGUUGAAAAUUCAGGUGCACUAUUAUGAAGAUGGGAAUGUGCAGCUGGUUAGUCAUAAGGAGGUAGAAGAAUCAAUACCAGUGACUAAUGAAAACCAGACAGCCAAGGAAUUUGUUGAUAUCAUUGAGAAUGCAGAAAAUGACUACCAGACUGCAAUCAGUGAGAACUACCAGACCAUGUCUGACACCACCUUUAAGGCCCUGCGUCGCCAGUUGCCUGUCACACGCACCAAGAUCGACUGGAAUAAGAUUCUAAGUUACAAAAUUGGCAAGGAGAUGCAGAAUGCCUAGUGGAAGGUCAGGGACUGACCAGAGAGACACAAGGACUAACCAAAGCAAAACUAUAACAGUAUGGGGCAAGGAAAAAAAUGAAAAAAAAAAUAAAUAAAAGUGAUUGCAGAUUGACUGAGGACUUACAGGCUGUUAAGCACAAAUAUCAGUCUGCUGUAUGAAAGUUGCAGUUAUGGAGAUAAUCAUGGUUUGGAGAAACUGGUUACUUCUGCGUGUAUGUCAUGAAAGAGUUGUGUUGGGUCACCGUGCAGGGCUGUGCUCAGGACUGCUACAGUAAAGAAGUAAAUCUUUCUUCAGUCAACUAUGGACUUUUCUAGAUUCAGGUUUCAGAAGUUACAGUAUCUUGUUUUCUUCGUCAGACUGAUGCAGAACUGUGAUGGAGAUGUCAAGAACCAGGACUGCCGGGAAGCUGAAGUGAAGCACACUAUCACAUAUCAGUUUUUUUUCUUCUUUGUGGUUGUCAUGUAUGGUGAACUUGGAAGUCAGGUGCAUCAGCAAGAUCACACCCUUCACAGGAAAAUGAAUAGCACUCAGCUGACAUUUUAAUGGCACCAAAUGCACAGUAUUGCUAACUGACAUGGCCCUUAGUCAGACAUUGCUAAUGAAACUGACAAUAUUUCUACCUGUUGUUAACAUGUAGCAUGAUCCUCAGCACAGCUCUUUUCCUGCACUGCACACCUGUAUGUUUGUCUGUGUCUGUCAGGGCUGAGAGAAGGUCUGUUUGUUCUCUGCUGUGUUCCACGGAUUUGACUUCACCCAUGUACGCUACAGUGACUGAAAUAAAAUGAAACAAGUACUACGCUGCUACAUCCAUAAUGUAUUCUGUGUUCUCUAACUUUGGCAUCACCACCUUCAUUGCUGUACAGCGUUUCCUUUGUGAAAGGAAAUACUCAUAUUAACCAAGAUUUACCAAAAUCUCUUUCCUAUGGUAAAGAACUCGAUCCUCCCACCCAUGUAUGCAAAUUUCAAUUUUGAUGUGCUGGUUUUUGUCGGAGUCUUAGAUUAUUGCAUUCUUGUCUGUAAUUUUAUGUAUUGGUCAAUGCCAAGCAAACGCAAAGCAGUUGCCAUGUAAGGCAAGAUCAUAUACUGUAGUUACGUGACUUCUGUAAGGCCACAUCAUAAUGUGUUACAUGACUUCUAAACAGGCUGAUUCUGGAUCAGUUACUUGUUAGACUAUGUGCUGUGUUCAGUUCUCACCCUAUACUACAACUAUGUGCCCAUCAUUUAUAAACUUCACGACUGUACUGCCCCAUUCUGUCGUACAAAUAAAUGGAUUGAAAUGGA